This is a messenger RNA of Bombus pascuorum, 1350 nucleotides long. Its product is annotated as histone H3.3A. The record is from RefSeq and is a predicted model, not a curated record. The transcript has 3 exons. Gene Ontology annotation, cellular component: nucleosome. NCBI's taxonomy places the organism in Eukaryota, Metazoa, Arthropoda, Insecta, Hymenoptera, Apidae. Gene Ontology annotation, molecular function: structural constituent of chromatin; DNA binding; protein heterodimerization activity. Bases 246 to 656 code for a protein of 136 amino acids.
CAGUUCGCACUCUAGGCGUAGGAGGCUGAGCCAAUCGCAUGUGUUACACUAUGAAGCUCAGCUGCUAUCCGACAUCCGAUUGGAUGCAGUGCACCGCGGGCUUACGUGCCUCUCGCAAUUUAAUUUCUAGGGGUAGGGACAAGGGAGUCGUGACUUGGGAGAGCGUCCACUGCCAUCGAAGUGCAAGGAAACGGAUAGUGCUAGCUGUCGAUUCUCGUAGAAGUUUUCCCUUAAUUGAAUAAAUAAUGGCACGUACCAAGCAGACGGCACGUAAGUCAACAGGAGGUAAAGCUCCCAGGAAGCAACUUGCAACUAAAGCUGCACGUAAAAGUGCACCAUCUACGGGAGGUGUAAAAAAGCCACAUCGUUACAGGCCUGGUACUGUAGCUCUCAGAGAAAUCAGAAGAUACCAGAAAUCGACUGAGCUGUUGAUCAGAAAAUUACCAUUUCAACGUUUAGUUCGUGAAAUUGCACAGGAUUUCAAGACAGAUUUGCGAUUCCAGAGUGCUGCAAUUGGAGCAUUGCAAGAAGCAUCGGAAGCAUACUUGGUUGGUUUAUUUGAAGACACAAAUUUGUGCGCUAUCCACGCGAAACGUGUUACAAUCAUGCCCAAGGAUAUUCAGCUGGCUCGACGAAUUCGCGGCGAGCGUGCUUAAACAAUAUGUAAUUCCCAUACAUACCAUUUACUACUAUUAUUAUUAUCAUUCGUAACAGUCGUGAAUGAAACAUUUUCAUUCCAAACUACAUAUUAUGUUGUACCCUAUAAGUGUACAAGUUAUGAUAUGAUCAUCCUUUAUAAUAUGUAUCUAAACUUCAGAUUUCUGGAAAACUAGAUACAAAGAUUGGUAUAAUCUGUUUUUAAUAUGUAGGUAGUUUUCAUCCUUUGGUAUUACUGUACAAACGUAGAAAGUAUGUUAUUUCUUCAAGAAGUUAUCAGCUACAAAUCCUUUAAUUUCAUUCACAUCUCUUUUGUCAUUUUGCACUUUACAAUGUAAGAAUACUUAUACAAAGAGCGAUAAAAAAAGUCUAAACCGGAAGGUAAAUGAUCGUGAUAAAAGACAAGUGAAAUUGUUAAUUCUUCUAAAAGUACUCUUAAGAUUGAGUAAGAUCGAAAAUGUUUAGUUUCUCAUUACAGUUUUAUUAUAUUCGUCAUCAUUAUCAUUAUUGAUAAAACACUUAGUGAAAUAUGCAUUAGAGAGUAAGGCAGUUUCUUUGUAGGAAUUCAACGUAGUGUUUACCAUUCUAGAACUCUGGUUGUAUGAAAAUUACAUAAGGUAUUUCAAUCAGUCAACUAUUCAUUGUUCGUGUAAAGAUAAACGUUUCAUAAAUAAAUCUUCAAAAUAAUACUAA